Molecule: messenger RNA, 1117 nt
Organism: Astyanax mexicanus (Mexican tetra)
Lineage: Eukaryota; Metazoa; Chordata; Actinopteri; Characiformes; Acestrorhamphidae
Gene: impa1
Product: inositol monophosphatase 1
Exons: 9
Coding region: 93-941 (282 amino acids)
Biological process (GO): signal transduction; phosphatidylinositol phosphate biosynthetic process; inositol metabolic process
Molecular function (GO): inositol monophosphate 1-phosphatase activity
Source: RefSeq, a predicted model, not a curated record
GAAAGCAGAGAGAGAGAGAGAGAGAGAGAGAGGACUGGGCGGUGCGGCUCCGGCUCGGUUUUUUUUUUAAAGGGAAGCUGCUCCGAGGCAAGAUGACUGAUGUUUGGCAGGAGGCCAUGGAUCACGCUGUGACUGUGGCCCGGAAAGCAGGAGAGAUUGUCAGGGACGCUUUGGAGAAUGACAUGAAGAUCAUGUGCAAAAGCUCUUCAGUGGACCUGGUCACUAAAACUGACCAGAAAGUAGAGCAGCUCAUCAUUGCUUCUGUAAAGGAGAAGUUCCCCAAUCAUGGCUUCAUUGGAGAGGAGUCGGUGGCUGCUGGACAGCCGUGCAUUCUGAACGACAAUCCCACCUGGAUCGUUGAUCCAGUAGAUGGAACCACUAAUUUUGUGCAUGGAUACCCAUUUGUUGCUGUUUGCAUUGGCUUUGCUGUCAAUAAAACGUUAGAGUUUGGUGUGGUGUACAGCUGUAUAGAGGAUAAGAUGUACACUGCGCGUCGGGGGAAGGGAGCAUUCUGCAACGGAGAACCUCUCCAGGUAUCAGACCAGAAGGAGAUCAACCAGUCAAUCAUUGCCACAGAGUUCGGAUCAAACAGAGAUCCUGAAGUGGUCGACAAGAUUUUCUCCAACAUGAGGAAGAUUCUCUGUCUGCCAGUGCACGGGAUACGUGGUGCCGGCUCAGCUGCGAUAAACAUGUGUUUGGUUGCCGCUGGCUCCGUGGAGGCGUACUACGAGAUCGGGAUUCACUGCUGGGACUUUGCGGCUGCUGCUGUGAUUGUGGAGGAGGCAGGAGGAGUUCUCUUGGAUUUUGAGGGAGGACCAAUGGACCUGAUGUCUAGAAGAAUCAUUGCAGCUAACAACAAGUCGAUAGCAGAAAGAAUCGUUAAAGAGCUGGAGGCCUAUCCUGCUGUCAGGGAUGAUGCUCCUCUAGACACAAACCCAUGAAGCUGCUAAAUCUAUUUACCAAAUACUGAAAUUGUUAUUUUGUUUGUAUAAAAAGUGACAACCAUGUUCUCACUAAUUGUAUACAACUUACAGAUGCUCUGAUUUGUAUAGUGAUAAGUGAUAUAUCUGAGUGAUAAAUCAGUGUCUUUUUAAGUAUAUAAAAUGUAUACAUCUAC